AUGGCCGAAGCCCCACAGAGCGCGCUGUCGUCACUGUCUGCGCUAUGCGUCGCCCGUCUUGCGGCAGGAGCUCCCCAGCGUGUGCUGCUGCGCGUUCUGCGUCGCCUCCCGGAAGAGCUCGUGCUGACGCUGCUGGCCGACAUGAUCGCGUCCAAGACGCUGACGGACGACCGUCUGGCUGCCUUUUUUAUGAUCUCCCGUCGCGUGCUCACUCUGUCGGGCUGUUGCUCGAUUCGUAACUCCAUCUUACGCCAAAUUCCUUUCCGCUGUCCGGAGCUGCGCUGCUUGGACCUCUCCAACUGCACUCAAGUGACCAACACAGUGGUCCGCGCGGUGCUCCAGGGCUGCUCCAGUUUGCAGACGCUGCAGCUAGCUGGAUGCCGCCACAUUACAGACGCUGCAUUUCAGCCGGACCACUCGCCCUUUUACGCGCUGCACGCGUGCACGUCGCUGAAAGUCGUGAGUUUCGCGCGCUGCUCCCAGCUGACGAAGGACCUGGUGCUGUUCUUGAUCAAAGCUUGCCGGUCGCUCACUGACAUUGACUUUUCGCACUGCAAGCACAUUCGUGACGAUGCAAUUCACCUGCUGCUUCGCUCAGCGACUGACCUGCAACGACUGAAUUUGUCGUUCAUGGACAUCUCGGACAGUGCGUUCACGACGGAGCCGUCGGACCAACGCAAUGGCUUUAGCGCCAUGGGCCGGGCGUUGCGUGCCAUUGACCUCACUCGGAGCAACAUCACGGACGCCACGCUGUUUGCACUGGCCAAGCACUGUCCGCUUCUCGACGACGUCAAGCUCAGCAGCUGCAGCGGAAUCACGGAUGUCGGCAUCGAAGCGCUUGUGCGCUCUUGCAGACGCCUGCGCAAGUUGAACCUGACCAACUGCGCGCUGAUUACUGACCGUGGCGCCGGCAUGCUCGGCGCUUAUGGUCAGCGACUGGAGUGUCUGAACCUCUCGUGGUGCAUGAACAUCACUGACAAGAGCGUUGUGGAUAUCGCGCGUGGCUGCGAAGAGCUCGAGGAAGUGCUGUUGAUGUGGUGUACGCAGCUCACGGAUGCUUCGGUUGACGCGUUUCUUCCCGAGUCCACGUCGACAUUAGAGAGCGUGGCCCCGGGAGGAAAACGGCUGAAGCUCAAUCUCUGCGGGUGCAAGUGGAUCAGCGCUGCACGUAUAGAAACCGCGCGCGAGCACGGGCUGGAGAUUGUCACAGCAUCGUGA
Molecule: messenger RNA, 1218 nt
Organism: Hyaloperonospora brassicae
Lineage: Eukaryota; Oomycota; Peronosporomycetes; Peronosporales; Peronosporaceae
Source: the annotation of a GenBank genome assembly